Microplitis demolitor is the source of this 837-nucleotide messenger RNA. Its product is annotated as glutathione S-transferase 1-1-like. Gene Ontology annotation, biological process: glutathione metabolic process. NCBI's taxonomy places the organism in Eukaryota, Metazoa, Arthropoda, Insecta, Hymenoptera, Braconidae. The record is from RefSeq and is a predicted model, not a curated record. Gene Ontology annotation, molecular function: glutathione transferase activity. The transcript is spliced from 6 exons. The coding region runs from base 102 to 761 and encodes 219 amino acids.
AAUAAUUCGACGCAAGUAUAUGAAAUAUUUUCAAUAACGUCCAAUAUAUAUUUUUAUUUUGUUCUCCAAGAUAAAACUUGAAAAAUAAUUAAGUAAGAAUAAUGACAAUCGAUUUGUAUUAUUUGCCGCCAAGUCCACCCUCACGUGCGGUUAUAUUGUUAGCCAAAGCACUUGGUAUUCAUUUAAAUUUAAAAGUUAUUGAUGUUUCUAAAGGCGAGCAACUUAGCCCAGAAUUUAUUAAGAUAAAUCCACAGCAUACUCUUCCCACAAUUGAUGACAAUGGAUUUAUAUUAACUGAAAGCCGUGCAAUUAUGGGUUACCUCGUGGACAAAUACGCUAAGAAUGAUUCUCUGUAUCCAAAGGAUCCCAAACAGAAAGGAAUUGUCGACGAGAGAUUAUACUUUGACUUAACGAGGCUCUACUAUAAUAUUUUUAACGCUUAUAUUUUUGUCACUUUUGGAAUGUCAAAGGUCGUAGACGAAGACAAAGUAAAGCAAAUAGAGCGUGCUUUUGAAAUGUUAAACAUUUAUUUAGGAACAAGUGAGUUUGUUGCCGGCGAAAAUUUAACAAUCGCUGAUUUCUCGAUUGUCAUAAGCGUUGACCUUGCCGAGAUAUUUGGGUUUGACAUAACAGCUUACGAUAAUGUAGUCUCCUGGUACGAGCGUUGCAAAGAAGCUCUUGAAAAAUACGAAUACGAACAAGUUAAUGCUCCGGCUCAAUUACUAGGCGAGUGGUUUCAAGCCAAUUUGGAAGCUGUUUAACUUCCUUUUAAUUUCCCACUCUGUACUCAAUUUUACUCACUACUACCAACACUACCAACACUCCCAUACAACUAUU